This is a messenger RNA of Stylophora pistillata, 1011 nucleotides long. RefSeq lists its product as uncharacterized. The record is from RefSeq and is a predicted model, not a curated record. Lineage: Eukaryota; Metazoa; Cnidaria; Anthozoa; Scleractinia; Pocilloporidae.
UCUAAAGAAGAUCCAAACGAAACCUUGGCGCCAUUAAGUGGCUCUUUCCCGCUAAGAAACACAGCAAUGAAAGUGACAAGUCAAUCCAAAUAAUUCAAUUGGGUAUUUUAUUUGGCUAUUGAUCGCCAAUCAACAAAAGACAAACACAAUAGACGACAUGGAUAAGGAUUCAAGGGCAAGAGAGCUAUCACUGGCUCGCAGUUUACAAAAAGCCCUCAAAGUUAAGGACAGUAAGACUGGAAAAGUUAUUUUAAGAGACAACGUCUUCGAAGACUCUAAACUAGAAGACGAGAUCAAUCAUAUAGAACAUUUACAGAAAAAAGAAGAAAACCGGCUUCGAUGGGAGAAGGAAUUUAUGAAGAAAAGGUUACUUCGACGUGGUAAAUCGAAACCGGAAUUAUUAACCUUGCCACCGAUUGAAGGAGGAGGGAGACUCAAUUGCAGUCCAAGAAUAAGUCGAAGUGUAGUUAAACGCUUUACAAAUAUGGAGGACUUCUGGUCUAAUGAUUCUUCGCCGGAACGAAGCUUACAUUGUUCACUGGACGACGUUCACGAGAAACCACGACACAACGUGGUCUCCACGCGAUCUUUACUCGCCUCGCACUCCGCGCAGUCGACAACUUUACCAGCAUUGUUAUCGCCGAGUUUGAUGAGGAAACACUCUAUGAAUGAUCCUAGAUUUAGAAAACUGUUACAAAAUCUGAUCCCUAAGACUGAACUCAAGAAGACUAUGUCAAGUGAACUAUAAUCUUGCGAAAAUUACGCAAUACUUGCGCGCAUGAAACGGGGGGAAAACAAAGGGGAGCAAUUUCUUGUUAAAAAAUUGUUUAACUAAACAUGGCCUAACAGAUACGAAAAACUUUAAUUAAGGGCUACCUGAACAACGAUAAAAAAUUGUCUUAAAUUUUUACACAGUCUGCGGCAACUAAAGUAAUUGACGAGUUGACUGAAUCUAUUGUACUGUGAUAUUUUUGAGUACAACACAAAUUACAGAAAGGAAACUUGAAAGCU